AUGGCGAGCAGCGACGACAAAGAGGAGACCCUCUUCAGCAAACGACCAGAAUGGGCAGACAUCACGCCCAUCCCCCAAGACGAGGGGCCCACUCCUCUCGUCCCGAUCGCAUAUGCCCCGGAUUACGCCGACGCGAUGAAUUGCUUCCGAGCAAUCCUCCGUUCCGAAGAGCGAAGCCCGCGUGUCCUCGAGCUCACCAAGUUCCUCGUGCGUCAGAACCCGGCGCACUACACUGUAUGGAAAUACCGCCUCGACACCGUCCUCGCCCUCUCCUCCUCCAUUCCCCCCGAACUAACCUUCAUCGACGAAAUGGCCUCGGAAACCCCCAAAUCCUACCAAAUCUGGCACUACCGCCAAGCGCUGAUCUCCCACCUCAACGACGCCUCCGCCGAGCACGCCUUCAUCAAUGAGCAGCUCGCCGUCGACUCGAAAAAUUACCAUUGCUGGUCGUACCGCCAGUGGGCCGUGUCGCGGUUUGCUCUGUGGGAGAAGGAGCUGCCGGAUGUCGAGAAGCUGGUUGACGAGGACGUGAGGAAUAAUUCGGCGUGGAAUCAGAGGUAUUGGGUUAUGAGGAAUCGACCCGAGGGGUUUGAGGAGGGGAAUUUGGAGGAGGAGAUUGGGUACGUGGUGGGGAAGAUUAGGUUGUCGCCAAGGAAUGAGAGUCCUUGGGCUUAUCUUAGGGGGUGA
Messenger RNA from Fimicolochytrium jonesii, 687 nucleotides. RefSeq lists its product as uncharacterized. Gene Ontology annotation, biological process: protein farnesylation; protein geranylgeranylation. Bases 1 to 687 code for a protein of 228 amino acids. Gene Ontology annotation, cellular component: CAAX-protein geranylgeranyltransferase complex; cytoplasm; protein farnesyltransferase complex. The transcript has 3 exons. Gene Ontology annotation, molecular function: CAAX-protein geranylgeranyltransferase activity; protein farnesyltransferase activity. NCBI's taxonomy places the organism in Eukaryota, Fungi, Chytridiomycota, Chytridiomycetes, Spizellomycetales, Powellomycetaceae. The record is from RefSeq and is a predicted model, not a curated record.